Messenger RNA from Penicillium manginii, 1644 nucleotides. RefSeq names its product putative aspartyl-tRNA synthetase Dps1 (gene dps1). The coding region runs from base 1 to 1644 and encodes 547 amino acids. Gene Ontology annotation, cellular component: cytoplasm; cytosol; aminoacyl-tRNA synthetase multienzyme complex. Gene Ontology annotation, biological process: aspartyl-tRNA aminoacylation. Gene Ontology annotation, molecular function: aspartate-tRNA ligase activity; RNA binding; ATP binding. The transcript is spliced from 3 exons. The record is from RefSeq and is a predicted model, not a curated record. Lineage: Eukaryota; Fungi; Ascomycota; Eurotiomycetes; Eurotiales; Aspergillaceae.
AUGGCGGACUCCGAAUUGCCCACUCGCCCCAAGCCCGAGGAGACCGGCGCGGCUGCCGCUCCCGCCGCGGAAGGUGACUCUAAGAACGCCAGCAAGAACGCGGCGAAGAAGGCCGCAAAGGAGAAGGCUAAGGCUGAGAAGGCCGCUGCCCGCGCUGCACAGGAGAAGGCCCAGGCUGCUGCUCAAGAAGCCAAUGAUACCGCCAAGCACCUUUACGGCAAGCUCCCCGAAUCUGACGACGCCAACCCCACCACGCGAUUCACCGACUUCACCGACGAAGAGAAGGAGGUUACUGUUGUCGCCCGUGUGGACAAUGCGCGUGUGCAAAGUGCCAAGCUUGCUUUCCUGAUGCUGCGCCAGCAGGGUCAGAAGAUUCAGGCUGUUAUUGCGGCGGCCGAGCCCAUCUCCCGACAGAUGAUCAAGUUCACCGGUGGACUGAACGUCAACUCCAUUGUUAAGGUUACCGGUCUGAUCAAGAAGCCUGAAAUCCCUAUUUCCUCCGCCACCAUCCAGCACCUUGAGAUCCACAUCCGCAAGGUUUACAUGAUCUCCGAGGCCGCGCAAAUGCUGCCCAUGCAAGUUAAGGAUGCCGAGCGCCCACCCCCCGUUGACGCUGAUGGUGCCCCCAUUGUUACACUCAAGACCCGUCUGGACAACCGUGUUCUGGACCUUCAAACUGAGACCAGCCAGGCCAUCACCUGGAUUUCCAGUGGUGUUGCCCAGCUGUUCUCUGAGUACAUGAUUAAGAGCGGUUCCCGGUGGAUCUUCACUCCCAAGCUGGUCGGUGCGGCCACUGAGGGUGGCAGCAACGUGUUCGAGGUCAAGUACUUCAAGCGCACUGGUUACCUCGCUCAGAGCCCUCAGCUGUACAAGCAGAUGUGUAUCGCCGGUGAUAUGGAGAACGUGUUCGAGAUCGCUCCCGUUUUCCGUGCGGAGGACAGCAACACCCACCGUCACUUGACUGAGUUCGCUGGUCUUGAUUUCGAGAAGACAUUUGACAAGCACUACCACGAGGUUCUUGAGUUCGCUGAGGAUCUCCUGGUCUUCAUUCUCUCCCAACUCAAGGAGCGCUACGCCGCCCAGAUUGCUACCAUUCAAAAGUCCUACCCUAAGGCCGGUGAUUUCAAGCUGCCCAAGAACGGCAAGGCUCUGCGUCUGAACUACAUGGAUGGUGUUGCUCUGUUGAAGGAGGCUGGCGUCGACAUGUCGGAGCAGGAGCGCUUCGAGAACGACUUCAGCACCGCAAUGGAGAAGCAGCUCGGACAGAUCAUUCGCGACAAGUACGAUACCGACUUCUACGUUCUGGACAAGUUCCCCAUGGCUGUCCGUCCCUUCUACACCAAGGCCGACCCCAGCGAUGCCCGCUUCUCCAACUCGUACGAUUUUUUCAUGCGUGGUGAGGAGAUCAUGUCUGGUGCCCAGCGCAUCAACGACAUCGCCGAGCUCGAGGAGUCGAUGCGCUCCAAGGGUCUGGACCCUACCCAGGAGGGUUUCGAGGACUAUCUCAAUGCUUUCCGCCAGGGCUGCCCACCUCACGCCGGUGGUGGUCUGGGUAUGAACCGUAUUGUCAUGUUCUUCCUCGGCCUGCCCAACGUGCGUCUGGCGUCGCUGUUCCCCCGUGACCCUCAGCGUCUGCGCCCUUAG